GCAUUUUACUGUGAUUGUGUAACAGAGCAGAGCGAUGCAGACGUGGAAGACAAUGUGGAACAAGAUAUGGGAUCCAAGGUGCUUGGUGUCGAUAUGGGGGAAUCAGGAUACAGCUCUGAGAAAGCUGGCAAUGAGGACUCUGCAGUUGAAAGUCCAGUGCCUCAUCUUUCCAAUGGAGACUCUGCCCUGGCCAGUCCUACUUCCUCAGCAGACGUGGGUGGGUCCAUGUCACCACUGCGUAACAGAGCAGUGACGGAGAUGAACAAAGAGCUGGUGGUCGCAAUCCCUGUCUCUACUUUAGAAUCUGUGGGCAGCCCACUGUCUCCCAGUUCAGUCUCUUCUGAAGUGAACUUAGAUUGCUCCAGCUCGAUUUCAACACGUGCUCACACGGAUUGUAUGUCUCCUGACUUGAACAGGCCAGUUUCUCGCUUUGAAUUUCAUAAUGAUGAUUAUGCGGAUAGUGGGGAGGGAGUGGCAAGGCUGAGUCCUGUCGAGGAUGACUCUGGUUGUGUGAAGAAUCUUUUAGUUUCAGACUUGUGUGAUGAUAUUUCUCGUUUGUGCACCAAUUUUGUUCAGACAACUGAGCCAAACAUGAAUGGCCAUGAGGAGAAGCAACUUGUUUAUGGAGGAGAUGCUGAAGAAGUUGAGUUAAAGUUGGAUAACACUGGUAAAGGAGACAUGACUAGCAAGGUACUAUCAUCGGGUAGUACUGAGACUAGUGUGGUGCAGUUAAAUGAGAAGAUGACCAGUGAAGUGCUGUCAACUGCACAGGCACCCUGCGAGACGCAGUCAAAUAGGGAAGUAGCUGAUGAGGUGUGCUCAAGUGGGGUGACGGCCAGUGAAGUGCGGUCAACUGGCGGGGUAGCUAGCUGGAGUGCAACAUUGUUACCAAGGUACCAAUGUGAUGAUGGAGAGUGCUCUAUCCAGUCGUGUCUGAACCAGUUCACUGCGCUUGAGCUUAUGACUGGAAACAACAAGGUUGGCUGUGAGAAGUGCACCCAGUGCCAUAAUCAGGGUAAGGAAGGCAAGAUGGUGUGCACAAACUCCACAAAGCAGCUUUUGGUUAAAAGCCCCCCUGCAGUGCUGAUCCUGCACCUCAAGAGGUUCCAAGUGCAUCGCACCAUGUUUCGCAAGAUGUCACGCCAUGUCAGCUUUCCUCUAGUGCUUGACCUGGCACCUAUCUGUUCUACUAUGUACAAGGUGCGUUUUACGCUGUGCAGUGCAGAACAGAUUUUUGUGGGCUGCUUCAAAGUGAUUGUCAUCUUGUGACACCAAACAUCAUGGCUGAAUGUUCAGCACUCCUAUAUAUGUGGGAGAUCUUGGGUUCAAAUAUCAGCGUGGUGACCAAAUAUCCUGACACGGUUCUUGUGGUUUUCCCUAUUCUCUUGAGGCAGAUGCUGGGAUACCUUAUAUUAAGUAAUGACAGCUUCCUCCCACAUCCUUUUCAGUUCAUUGUCAUCAAAUCAUUUAACACUAUUUAAAAGAGUUAUUGGUAUUGGUUGUCAUUAAAUAAGCCAUAAAUAAAUUACAAAUAAUCUUGCAAACUGUUCAGCCCUCAUGGCACUUCCUGUAUCUUGAAUUUACUGAUAUCAGUAAACACUUUUGAACAUCUCUUCUUAAGACUUACUGAGAGAUUCUUUAGACACUGACGAUUGAUUUAAUUCUACAUACAUUGUGUUAUCUCCUGCAAUGAUGAUGCCAUAAUCGAUUAUUGUUCUCUCCUGUUAUUUCAUCGUGAAUUACAGAAUGUUCUUGAUACUGUAGCAUGAGUAAAGGACUCU
Zootermopsis nevadensis is the source of this 1781-nucleotide messenger RNA. The record is from RefSeq and is a predicted model, not a curated record. Lineage: Eukaryota; Metazoa; Arthropoda; Insecta; Blattodea; Termopsidae.